Molecule: messenger RNA, 630 nt
Organism: Agrilus planipennis (emerald ash borer)
Lineage: Eukaryota; Metazoa; Arthropoda; Insecta; Coleoptera; Buprestidae
Product: multifunctional methyltransferase subunit TRM112-like protein
Exons: 2
Coding region: 168-542 (124 amino acids)
Biological process (GO): rRNA (guanine-N7)-methylation; tRNA methylation; peptidyl-glutamine methylation
Molecular function (GO): protein heterodimerization activity
Source: RefSeq, a predicted model, not a curated record
GAUAAAUGUUGUAUUUUUAACUAAUGUAACCUAUUAUCUAUGAAUAUAACCUUUAAUUUUUGAAUAACGAAUAAGUGGAAUGGUUAAUAAUUAUUUAAGAAAAACGCACUUAAGUUUGCAUUUGUAGAUUAACUGGCGUUUAAAUAAAAAGGAGUGCAGUUUGCAAUAUGAAACUGUUAACUCACAACAUGCUAACCUCAAAAUGCAUGAAAGGGGUCACUGUUGGAUAUCCUUUAAAAAUAAAUGCAUUUGAUGUGAAAGUAUCAGAGGUAGAUUUUAAUCCUGAAUUUGUGUCUCGAAUAAUCCCUAAACUGGAUUGGAAUGUUUUGUACAAUGCAGCAGAAAGUAUUGGGCAGGUUGAAGAUAUGCCUAAAAGCAUAGUUGACGAUUACGAGAACAAUACAGAUUUUCUCAAGAAAGUUCAUAGAGUUUUACUGGAAGUUGAAGUAAUUAAUGGAGAGCUAGUUUGUCCAGAGACAGGAAGAAAAUUUCCUAUUAGUAAUGGGAUUCCAAACAUGCUUUUAAAUGAAGAUGAAGUAUAGAAUUAGUCUAAAUAAGGUUUCUUUUUUAUGAUCCAUAUUGCACAUUAUAUCCAUUACUUUUCUUUCUGUUAUAGUUGUUAAGUUACUA